AUCCGGUGCCCGCGCGCCCCCUCCCCUCUCUCCGCUGCCGCCGCCGCCGUUUCGGGCCUCCCUCAGUCGCAUCCGCCGCCAUCCGCGCCCCGCGCCGCCGCCAUGCCGCCCAAAUUCGACCCCAACGAGAUCAAAGUCGUGUACCUGCGCUGUACCGGCGGCGAGGUCGGCGCCACCUCUGCUCUGGCUCCCAAGAUCGGACCCCUCGGGCUGUCUCCCAAGAAGGUGGGUGAUGACAUUGCCAAGGCCACGGGGGACUGGAAGGGGCUGAGGAUCACGGUCAAGCUCACCAUCCAGAACAGGCAAGCUCAGAUAGAGGUUGUUCCUUCUGCCUCUGCUCUGAUUAUCAAAGCUCUGAAGGAGCCUCCUCGGGACAGAAAGAAGCAGAAAAACAUUAAGCACAGUGGCAGCGUCAGCUUCGAUGAGAUCGUGAACAUCGCGCGGCAGAUGCGGCACCGCUCCCUGGCACGAGAGCUCUCGGGGACCAUCAAGGAGAUCCUUGGGACAGCCCAGUCUGUGGGCUGCAGCAUCGAUGGCAGACACCCACAUGACAUCAUUGAUGACAUCAAUAAUGGUGCAAUUGAGUGCCCAGCUAGCUAGGACUGCAGGAAUGUUGCUGUUAUGAAGGCACCUUCAGGGUUUUUGUAGCACCUCAAAAACUUAAUAAAAGACCCAGCUGUCUCCA
Molecule: messenger RNA, 685 nt
Organism: Colius striatus (speckled mousebird)
Lineage: Eukaryota; Metazoa; Chordata; Aves; Coliiformes; Coliidae
Gene: RPL12
Product: ribosomal protein L12
Exons: 7
Coding region: 103-600 (165 amino acids)
Biological process (GO): translation
Cellular component (GO): ribosome; cytosolic large ribosomal subunit
Molecular function (GO): structural constituent of ribosome; large ribosomal subunit rRNA binding
Source: RefSeq, a predicted model, not a curated record